Molecule: messenger RNA, 4913 nt
Organism: Ctenopharyngodon idella (grass carp)
Lineage: Eukaryota; Metazoa; Chordata; Actinopteri; Cypriniformes; Xenocyprididae
Gene: tle3b
Product: TLE family member 3, transcriptional corepressor b
Exons: 22
Coding region: 1102-3438 (778 amino acids)
Biological process (GO): negative regulation of canonical Wnt signaling pathway; regulation of DNA-templated transcription
Cellular component (GO): transcription regulator complex; nucleus
Molecular function (GO): transcription corepressor activity; protein binding
Source: RefSeq, a predicted model, not a curated record
ACAUAUUUUUUAAAAUCAGUCACGAGUUCGCAGUUUGUUGAAAACAUGUUAUUAAAACAUUAUUUACGAAGCAGGAAAGAGUCAAAAGUAUAACCAGAUUUAGUGAAACAACUGAUUUUCACUGAAACAACAACAGCAGACAUGGUUAUAAAUCAGUGAAUGGAAGCGCAACAGAACAUUUCGCUUGUAAUAUGUAUUUCUUAGGCUACAAUCUAUCUCUUGAGAUUUCAGUUAGUGGCUAGACUUCGAACAAUCGUCGCUCAUGUAAGUUGUUUGUCUACGGGGAAAGCAACCUAUUUUAGAGCCAAAAUGGCGAACAUGAGGUCAGAUUUUUAUUGGCCAAUCAGCACGCGCCGAACAGACGUGCCCCACGUGGGAUCCCAAGUUUGAUUGGUCGGUCGCGGUGAAGUCCUUUUCGAGAUUUGAUUGGUCGCGUUCGGUUGUUCUCGCGGUAGUUGAGUCCGCGUGUCAGUGGGCAGUCUGUGUGUGGUACUGCGAGUGUUGGAGAAACUAGUCAAAGCGAUUGCAAGCGGCUGGCUCGUACGAGGCAAACUUUUCACAACCAGACCUUUUUAAACAAACAAGCAAAUAGGGAUUGGGAGAAAUUUCCAACAUCGACAAUUCUGCGAAUUGUGUUAAAGCGAGACCCGAGUCUUGACUGAGGAAAACAUUCUCGAAGCGAUUGUAGGCGCUGCUUUUCUCGGGUUGGGAUUGAUUCCCAACCAGCGCCUAAUACUGAUCGUAUAAGGUCACGAGUGGAGGACUUCGACGUUUCCGCGGAGCGAGGAAUUAUUGCUGCAUUUACAUUCGCGGAAAAGGAUUUUAUGGAGACUAAAGCACACGCGCCGCUGAAUGCUUGACUCUUACUGGAGAUAAUGAGCCAACGCGCUGUGUUUUUGUUUUGCUCAUCGGCUCUGUGAAGGAUAAAGGGGUUAAAUCGGGGAAAAGGAGUGCAAGAAGCGCGUGGAUCGGGUGGACGAACCGGGCUUUGUGUGUCCGCGAGUGCAGGGAGGGGUGACGGACGGGCUCUCGCUCAUCUACUCGGAUUACUGAAGAACGCCACAUCCCCUGGAUCUUCACCUCAGAAAGGAUACAUUCAAGAUGUAUCCGCAGGGCCGGCAUCCGGCACCUCACCAGCCUGGUCAGCCAGGCUUCAAAUUCACUGUAGCAGAAUCUUGUGACAGGAUCAAAGAUGAAUUUCAGUUCCUUCAAGCUCAGUACCACAGUCUUAAAGUGGAGUAUGACAAACUGGCAAAUGAGAAGACAGAGAUGCAGCGACAUUAUGUCAUGUACUAUGAGAUGUCCUAUGGGCUGAACAUUGAAAUGCAUAAACAGACUGAGAUUGCCAAACGGCUAAAUGCAAUUCUUGCUCAAAUAAUGCCUUUUUUGUCACAAGAGCACCAACAGCAGGUCGCACAGGCUGUUGAACGUGCUAAGCAAGUGACAAUGACCGAGUUGAAUGCCAUCAUCGGGGUACGUGGACUUCCCAAUCUGCCUCUCACCCAGCAGCCUCAUGCUGUCUACCCUUCUCUGAUGCAGCAGCAGCUCCAGGCUCAGCACCUUUCUCAUGCUGCCCACGGACCCCCAGUCCAGCUGCCCCCUCACCCCUCGGGGCUACAGCCCCCAGGCAUCCCUCCAGUCACAGGUUCAGGAUCAGGUCUGCUGGCGCUGGGAGCUCUGGGCAGUCAGGCACACCUACCAGUCAAAGAUGAGAAGAACCACCAUGACCUGGAGCACAGAGAGCGGGAGUCUAGCACGAAUAAUUCAGUAUCACCGUCAGACAGUCUGAGAGCCAGUGAGAAACACAGAGGCUCGUCUGAAUACAGUCUGGACCCGAAAAAACGCAGAGUGGAGGAGAAGGACAACAUGAGCCGAUAUGACAGUGAUGGCGACAAAAGUGAUGAUCUAGUCGUGGAUGUGUCUAACGAGGAUCCAGCCACUCCAAGGGUCAGCCCGUCUCACUCUCCUCCUGAGAAUGGACUCGAUAAGACCAGAGCACUGAAGAAAGAUGCCCCCAACAGCCCAGCUUCUGUGGCCUCUUCUGGGAGCACCCCCUCUUCUAAAGUGAAGGACCAUCCACAUAACGACAAGUCCUCCACCCCAGGUUUAAAGUCCAACACCCCUACCCCACGCAACGACGCUCCCACCCCAGGAACCAGCAACACCCCUGGGCUCCGGCCCAUACCCGGAAAACCACCUGGCAUGGAAGCGCUGGCACCUGCCCUACGUACACCAUUGUCAAUUGCGGCGCCAUAUGGGGCUCCAUUCGCCAUGAUGGGUCACCACCCAGAGAUGAACGGCUCAUUGACCAGUCCAGGUGUUUACCCUGGUCUUCACAUCUCUCCUCAGAUGAGCGCUGCAGCCGCUGCUGCCUAUGGACGCUCACCAAUGGCGGGCUUUGAUCCUCAUCCACACAUGCGUGCUCCCGGUCUGACCUCUAUACCUGGAGGGAAACCGGCCUACUCCUUCCAUGUUAGCGCUGAUGGCCAGAUGCAGCCAGUACCUUUUCCUCCAGACGCUCUGAUUGGACCAGGCAUUCCCCGUCACGCCCGCCAGAUCAACACACUCAGCCACGGUGAGGUGGUGUGCGCCGUAACUAUCAGCAACCCCACGCGGCACGUCUACACUGGCGGCAAGGGCUGCGUGAAGAUCUGGGACAUCAGUCAGCCCGGCAGCAAGAGCCCCGUCUCGCAGCUCGACUGUCUGAACAGGGAUAACUAUAUCCGUUCCUGUAAGCUGCUUCCGGAUGGCCGUACUCUGAUUGUUGGAGGUGAAGCCAGCACUCUGACCAUAUGGGAUUUAGCCUCUCAGACUCCCCGUAUCAAAGCUGAGCUCACCUCUUCUGCCCCAGCCUGCUAUGCGCUGGCGAUUAGCCCAGACGCCAAGGUCUGCUUCUCAUGCUGCAGUGAUGGAAAUAUUGCUGUCUGGGAUCUUCAUAACCAAACCCUUGUCAGGCAGUUCCAGGGCCACACAGAUGGGGCAAGUUGUAUAGACAUUUCCCAUGAUGGCACCAAACUGUGGACAGGUGGACUGGACAACACCGUACGGUCCUGGGACCUGAGAGAGGGACGACAGCUCCAGCAGCAUGACUUCACUUCACAGAUCUUCUCUUUGGGCUACUGUCCGACGGGCGAGUGGCUGGCUGUGGGAAUGGAGAGUAGUAAUGUGGAGGUGCUUCAUCAUACCAAGCCUGACAAGUACCAGCUGCACCUGCACGAGAGCUGUGUCCUCUCCCUCAAAUUUGCCUACUGUGGUAAAUGGUUUGUGAGCACUGGGAAGGACAAUCUCUUGAAUGCCUGGAGGACUCCCUAUGGUGCCAGCAUUUUCCAGUCCAAGGAGUCUUCCUCUGUCCUGAGCUGUGACAUCUCAGCUGAUGAUAAGUACAUUGUGACGGGAUCUGGAGACAAGAAGGCCACUGUGUAUGAAGUGAUCUACUAAAUUCACUGCUUCACCAGAUGUAAAGACCUAUGGAUGGAGCUUUGGGCCUGAUUUUGAUCAGAUUCAAGGGAUCACUCCUCCACUUUUUCCUCCUUUUAUAGUAGGAACCCAGGUUAGGAUUUGGUUGGUCCACUGGGAUUGGAUUCCCAGAUGUUUUCAUUUUUAACACACCUGGAUUCUUGCAGAAGUGGAGCAGCCCUUUACAGAUCCAAGCAGAAACGUGUUAAACUGUCCAAAGGACUCCCUGACGGCACUAAUGUAGUAAAUAUUGUCUUGCCUUUGCUUUCGGUCUGCUCAUGGGAUUGUGUGUGCCUAUUCCUUCCAUAGUAUUUUUCCCCCCUCGCCUUCCUUCCUUUUGAACAAAAAGUGAACGAUCUGUGAUGUAAUAUGAAGCAGUGCUUCAAAUUUAGCCUCCUGCUCCCUGGACAAUUUGUUAAAAAGUGUAUAUAUGGAGUAAUAAAGACGUUUUAUAAGUAUAUAUAUAAAUAUAUAAUUAUAUAUAUUUCCAUGUCCUGAUAUACUUGUGAUGGGUUUCUUUGUCCUCAUGUCCUUAAUGCUUGAUGAAUGUAGAUUAGGACAUAAUUUUUAAUUUUUGAUUUUGUAAGCACACUCUCUGGGCUGGCCAUUUGCUAAAAGGCUCACAUGGAAAACCCCUUCGAGAACAAUCUUAGUAAAUAUUUUUUUUGCUUUUUGAGCCUAUGUGCUGUUCAUGGAAACGGGAUCAGACUGGAAUCCUGCGGAAGUUGGAAUCUGACACAAACAUCCCAGAGGAGAGUGAAGAGUCAUUUGUAAAUUGAAAGCGAUUUAUUAAACUUGGAGAAUGACUAACUGUACUACUUUUCUGUGCCCUUUGCAUUGUGUGGCGUCUUGUUGGAAAGAGGAAAUCAGAUAAUGAAGUGUGAUUGUAACAUGCUGACUCGGCAUGAAUCGCACACUGCGAUGAGUAACUUGCCAACUGAUCCCAUAAGCGGCCCCGCUAUAGCUCACUGUUGUUGAAACGGGAUAUGACUCACCCCAGUGAUUGACAGCUUAUUUCUGCUGUAGAGCCCCACCCCAGUGAGCCUGCAGCCCUGUUUUCACUCAGAUUGAUGUAAACCACCUUGGUGAGUGAUCAGAGUCAAUUGGGGAUUCGCUUCUGUACCAGUUGAGCCAGUUUUCUAAUGAAUCUAUUCAUUGCCUGCACUUUGGUGGAAGCUUAGUGUGAAAGUGUGUGCGCAUGAGAGAAAGAGAGAAGAGCAGCUUUUUUAAACCUUUUUGUGUAAAUGUGGACUGUUUUAACUGUGGGAACUGGAGUCCGUUUCAUGGGGCCGCAGCAGAACCUGUUGUGGUAAACUCCGUCUUUAGUACAAUACAAACCCUGACCCGCCUGCCUUUUACAACCUCUCGACUUCACACCAAAGUAUGUAGCAAACUGUGUCAGCACUGAUCAUGUACAGUUGUUAAUAAUUCAAUAAACUUUUUUUUGUAAAAUGUGU